Molecule: messenger RNA, 3519 nt
Organism: Nannospalax galili (Upper Galilee mountains blind mole rat)
Lineage: Eukaryota; Metazoa; Chordata; Mammalia; Rodentia; Spalacidae
Gene: Trib1
Product: tribbles pseudokinase 1
Exons: 3
Coding region: 545-1663 (372 amino acids)
Biological process (GO): regulation of MAP kinase activity; protein phosphorylation; positive regulation of proteasomal ubiquitin-dependent protein catabolic process
Cellular component (GO): nucleus
Molecular function (GO): ATP binding; mitogen-activated protein kinase kinase binding; protein kinase activity
Source: RefSeq, a predicted model, not a curated record
GUGCGGCGCACACACUCACACUCAGUCACUGUCUCCGAGCGCGUCUCGCUCGCUACACACUCGGAGUCCAGGAGCGCGCAGGAUCCGGAGCACCGCGGAAAAGUUGCUCCGGCGCUGCUGGAGACUAAUUGCUUUGGGAAGUGCAUUUGUUCGGUGCUACAGCCGAGCCAGUGGAAUCCUGUCCUCGCGGCUCAGGACGCCGGGAACGCCGGCCGCCUCCACCCUUGGGACUAUUCACAGCCUCGGCAACAAUAGCGGCGGCCGCCCCCAGCGAGGCGCCCGGAUCUGGUGCCUGCCGGGGUCCGGGGACCCCAGGCGGCGGCCUCCGACCCCUGGGACGCGCGGCCAGCGUGGUCCUUGGGUGCAACACCAGCGUCUCUAGGAGCCGCAACCGUUUUGCCCCUCUUGGGGGCCGAUCCAAGCUCAGUCUGCAAACUCCAUCCCGUGGACUGGAAGAAGUCGCAGCGUCGACGCGGAGCACUAAGUAUCCUCCGCCGCCGAUCCCGGGACCUACAAAGCCGGGGCCGCUCCGGCCGGGAACGCGAUGCGGGUCGGUCCCGUGCGCUUUGCUAUGAGCGGCGCCUCGCAACCCCGCGGUGUGGCCCUACUGUUCCCGGCCGCCCGGGGCACCCCGGCCAAACGCUUGCUGGACGCGGACGACGCGGCGGCGGUGGCGGCCAAGUGCCCGCGCCUCUCCGAGUGCUCGAGUCCCCCAGACUACCUCAGCCCUCCGGGCUCGCCUUGCAGCCCGCAGCCGCCGCCCGCCGCUCCGGGGACCGGUGGCGGCUGCGGGAGCGCACCCGGGCCCAGCCGCAUCGCCGACUACCUGCUGCUGCCCCUGGCCGAGCGCGAGCAUGUGUCCCGGGCGCUGUGCAUCCACACCGGCCGGGAGCUGCGCUGCAAGGUGUUUCCCAUUAAACACUACCAGGACAAGAUCAGGCCUUACAUCCAGCUACCAUCGCACAGAAAUAUUACUGGCAUCGUGGAAGUGAUCCUUGGGGAGACCAAGGCCUAUGUCUUCUUUGAAAAGGACUUUGGGGACAUGCACUCCUAUGUGCGAAGCCGGAAGAGGCUCCGGGAAGAGGAGGCUGCCCGCCUCUUUAAGCAGAUUGUCUCUGCCGUGGCCCACUGCCACCAGUCAGCCAUCGUGCUGGGGGACCUGAAGCUUCGGAAAUUCGUCUUCUCCACGGAGGAGAGAACCCAGCUCAGACUGGAAAGUUUGGAAGACACUCACAUAAUCAAGGGUGAAGACGAUGCACUAUCAGACAAGCAUGGCUGUCCAGCCUACGUGAGCCCUGAGAUCCUCAACACCACAGGGACCUACUCUGGCAAGGCAGCAGACGUUUGGAGCCUUGGGGUGAUGCUCUACACCCUUUUGGUAGGACGAUACCCCUUUCAUGACUCAGACCCCAGUGCACUUUUCUCCAAAAUCCGCCGAGGACAGUUCUGCAUUCCUGAGCAUGUUUCCCCCAAAGCCAGGUGCCUCAUCCGCAGCCUCCUGAGACGGGAACCUUCAGAGAGACUCACGGCUCCCGAAAUCUUACUCCAUCCCUGGUUUGAGUAUGUCUUAGAACCUGGGUAUGUUGACUCAGAAAUAGGAACUUCAGACCAGAUUGUUCCCGAGUUCCAGGAGGACAGUGACAUUAGUUCCUUCUUCUGCUAAUCCCCCCCGCCCAAAACCUCAGAAACCUCAUAAUUCUCACACAUGGCAUUUCCAUUUCUAAAGAUGGACAGGCCCUUUGAUGUGGUGCCAGUCAGAUCGAGGACUGGAGCACGGUUGUCCCUGUGGGACUUGGUGUGGUGCUGCCCUGGUUUGGGAUGAGUGACUUGAUUGAUUUGAGUGUGGCGUGCAUGUAGGUUGGCUGCUCAGCUGAGCUGUCUUAAAUGAACCAUCAUCACUGUCCUUUCAUCAGACCUGAGGGCAGCCACAUGUUUUGAAGGGGACAUCCGGUGUGAUCAGUGUAACGAUCUUGAACAUUUGAAUGGGAAAGGAAGCAAAUCGCACAAUGGCAUUUUAAUAAGGUGGCAAAUCAUUUGGGCCAACAAUCUUGCCGUCUUUGAACUUGUCUGAGACUUGGACUUGCUACUGCAGUUUCUCUGAUCACAAAGGGGGUUUUUUGGUUUGUUUGUUUGGUGCGUCCCCCACCCUUGCCAUAGAUUCACCUGUACUUAUGCCUCUGCUCCAGUGUUGGAAUAGACUUGUUUGGAAGCUCAGGAGCCUGCCUGAAUCUGGACUCUCCUCUAUAUUCUGCCAAAACUUUGUAUGCAAUAAUGCCUUCCCCUGACCUUGAAACCUGUCCCCUGCAGCUAUGAAAGCACUUACCAGCAAAUUGUGGGAAAAUAUCAAGAGAUUCAAGCUCCUAGCUGUUUCAGAACUCCUGAGAUCAAUCAGACUGCAACGUUUUUUAAAAAUAAUAAUUUGAUCAUUGGAAGGCUUUGGCUCUUUAGGAUCUCCUCACAUAUGCUAGCACUAACCUCUUACUUUUUUCCCCCCAAGACCAUCUCAGGGUGGACAAGGGUGAGGAGGUUCUCUACGCUGCUUCCUAAGUAACACACAUGAACCAUCUUUGUGCUUCAAGGAAAGUGAAUUUGGGACAGUUUUGAAAAGAUUCUCAGGCUAACUUCCAGAAUGAUACUAGAUCCCCCUCCCCAGUGGGUCCAAUGUGCCUCUGGCAUCCUGAGUCUGAACCUGUUCAUGAUGGAUCUUCAGAUUUCACGUCCUGCAGCUUAAUGAACCCAGCUGUGGAGUAACAGAGCAAACCCUGACAACUUAGUUGGGAAGGAUGUUUAAACUCAUCUGAUCUAACUUCUCUCCUCUUGGGGUAUGCCAGAAAAUGCUCCCCCCCAUCUCAACUUUUGCAGGUGGAACCCAGCCUCUGCCUGGGUGCUUCCAGAGAUGGAAACUCACUCCCUACAAGAGGUAAAGCUUCUCAGAGAAACUGUUGCAAGUUGCAUUAAAAAAGAAACAAAUACAGAUGAAAUAGCAGUCACUAUCUGCAGCAGUGCUAAAUCAGGUGGUUAAACGGGUAACAAAACAUACUGUAUCUGGAGAAAUGGCACAAGAGCAGGCAGGCAUCUUCAAGGGCUAUGCCUAGGCAGACUACUAACAUUGUAAGAAUGCCGUGUAUACCUCACGUACUGUGUACUUUAUAUUUGUACAUAUAUUUUACCUUUUAUACUUAAGUCUGAUUGUUGUUGUUUGGCUCUGAGGCUUGUUUUGUUGUCUGUGUCUGUCUGAGUAACCUGCGUGUUUAGAGCCACGUGAAAUGUGAAUGAUGGUUGGCAAUACAACCUUGAGGGGACUGUGGGAGGGUGGACUCGGGGAGGAGGGAGGACAGGCCUCUGUCACGGUUGCUCUUGUAUCUGUGAUACAUUCCCCAGCUGAGGACUCGGGGCUGGCCGGGGCUUUUGCCAGGACAGCUGGAAACACUAGGUCUUCUGUGCGUGUGUAGAUAUGUGAUUGUGGCACGCUGCUGCUGACUUGUAGAGAAAUUUUAAUAAAUUGGUUUCGUAAAGAGG